CCUCCCUCCCCUCCUCCCUUUCACCUAGAUCAGGAAAAGAAAACUCGUGUUUUCACCUGCGAGAGAGAAACAUUACGUCCCAAAAAUGUAAUGAAGAAAACCAUGCUUUAUAUAUCUACAUUUAUAUUUUAACCUUUUUCCCCGUAUGUUCUAGUUAAACCAGUAGUAGAAAAAGUCAGUUCAGAACCUACUACUAUUGACCACGCCAACAACAGUCGACCAGAAACAACCAAAAAGCCUCCUCUUGUCUCAGAAACCUUCCAAAGCCGUUAUUCUGAACUUCAAAAGAGAUAUGAUGCACUGCCAGUACUGAGUGCAAGGGAGACUGCUCUGAAAAAUGUUCCCAAAGUACAACUCCUUCGUCACAGAGCACGUCAUGAAGACAUUGACAGCGAUAAUAUGAGCUACAGUUACCAUUCAAAUACGAAUUACUCUCGUCUGGACUAUCGACCUCCACACACCAUGGAAGACGAUGUGAUGAGUAUAGCCACUCAAGAUAUGCUCAUAGACGAAGACAAUGCUUCCAUCGUAUUAGACACACAAACCAUAUCCGCUCUACGAAGAGCACGAGAUGAAGAAGUCGAACUUCCUUUUCAUGCUACACUACAACCGUCCAUCUCAAGUCAAGCCUCUCGCUAUUCGGGUUCAUCUAUUCAUAGUACACGUCUACCUUCCAUCCCCCCUCCUCCAUCACCACAACAACUACAGCAACAACCACAACAGCAAGAACACAAUUCUGUUUAUAGCAUGUCGGUUCACGGUACAUCAGAAUACAGUCUCCAUCGAUCAGCAACAUCGAUUUCUAGCACGCCUCGUGAUACACCGUCGGUUCAGAACGGUCUUGAUCUUGGCCCACCUCGAUCGGUUCAUAGCGACGACCAUUUACCUAGCUUACUUCACGAAGACGAAGACGAGCGAGAACAGUCUAUCCCAGCAGACCUAACACCUCCUCCUCCUUCUUCUUCAGGCGAACAGAAGGAAGAGCCUGCCUAUGCAAUUCAUACGCAGGAUCUUCAAUUGAAUAAGGGCAUACAAGUGAACGAUUCCCCUGAUCUGGUCGAUAAGCCACUAGUGCCGAACAAUUUUAGAGCGAGCCAUGACCUAAUGAAUGAUGACAAUCCUGUAGCUGAUACGAACUGGGGUGAUGAUGACUAUGGUCAGAGUUGGUCAGACAAUGAAUUAAAUGACACAACUUAUGAGCCUCAGACAGGGAUUUUACCGGGAACUUUUGAAAUGAAUCAGCCUAGACCUCAUAUCACUUUACACAAGGCGAUUACAGGAAAGGAAACAAAGCGGCUGUUUGAGCAAAGGAUGCCGCAUAAUAUGAAGUCGUUUGUUUCUGCCAAUGAAUUGGUAAAAAUUAAAAACAUGUAUUUUGAUCAAUUGGUGAGCGAUCUUCAGCAAAGUAAAGAGAACAGUACGAGUCUUACAACAAACGAUGUUCUUUUGCUGAUGAAAAGACAACAGAUUUUAAAUGAUAGAACCAGUAUCAGUUUGUUAGCACGUAAACAUUUACCAAGAGAAUAUUCUGAUAGAUUAUGUCAAGCAGCGAUCAAGUAUAAUGAUGUUUAUCCAAGUUAAUAUCUAUAUUUUACAUUUUGGCUUUUUUUUUUUUUUUUUUUUU
This is a messenger RNA of Mucor mucedo, 1624 nucleotides long. RefSeq lists its product as uncharacterized. Gene Ontology annotation, molecular function: protein heterodimerization activity; DNA binding. Bases 400 to 1581 code for a protein of 393 amino acids. The transcript has 7 exons. Gene Ontology annotation, cellular component: kinetochore. NCBI's taxonomy places the organism in Eukaryota, Fungi, Mucoromycota, Mucoromycetes, Mucorales, Mucoraceae. Gene Ontology annotation, biological process: kinetochore assembly; mitotic cell cycle; chromosome segregation. The record is from RefSeq and is a predicted model, not a curated record.